AUGAAUCCAGGCGGAGAAGGCGCGCCAAAUAGGCCAAACAACCCGCCCGACCAAGAGAGGAGAGCCAAUGAUCCUCCUAAUCCAGCAGAAGCUAGAGCUGACCAGCCAGCACCGGCCAGAGACGUUCCUCCACCCAAUCCGAACGCGCCCGAUGCAGCUGAGCCGCUACAGCCACCUCUUAACCCGCCGCGACCACCACCGGCGUUUGCAAAUGGACAUCAUCGUCACGGUGACAACCAAGGGAUGCCUCAAGACCAACCUCACGCACCUCCAAGGAGAGUGCCAAACGCGCAGCAUCCAAGGCACCAAACUAUGGGAGACUUUGAUUCGUCCGAUGCUUUCUUUAUGGAUCGGAAUCCAAUCCGACCGCCUCUACCUCCAAGGAACGAUUUUGAGAUCAAACCGCAGAUCAUUGCCUUGGUGAAGCAAAACCAAUUCCAUGGUUUGCCCACUGAGCAUCCUCUUGAUCACGUCGACACCUUUGAGGAGAUAUGUAGCACAACUCGUGUUAAUGGAGUAUCGCCGGAUUACUUCAAGUGCAAGCUAUUCACUUUUUCUCUAAGUGACAAGGCGCUAAGAUGGGUAAAAUCUUUACCACCUCAGUCCAUUACAACAUGGAAUGAAUACAAGGGAGCUUUCUUGAACCAAUUCUACACUAAGCAAAGAUCCAACUCUAUAAGGAGCAAGAUUUCUGGUUUCAAGCAAGAUUCAAUGGAGUCAUUCUAUGAAGCUUUGGAGAGAUUCAAGGAGUACACAAGAAGCUGCCCUAACCAUGGCUUUUCAGAAGGUAACCUUUGGAACAUCUUUUACAAUGGGAUUGAUCAUAAAUACAAGCUUUCUCUCGAUACCGCGAGCAAUGGUAAUUUCAUGACCAAGUCGGUGCCGGAGGCAAAGCUUUUGAUUGAGAAUCUCGCUGCUAGUGAUGCCAAUGCAUGCCCUGACUACAAUAGAAGCGUGAAGACCACGAGCUCAUCAGAAUCAGCUCAAAUCUCGGAGCUAAGGAACAUGAUGGCUGAAGAGAAUCUAGAGGAAGUCAACUACAUUGGAGGAAACUAUGGGAAUAGAGGAUUCAAUCCACCAUUUCGCGCGCAUCCAAACCUAUCAUACCGGAGCAACAAUGUGGAGAAUCCAAAUGACCAAGUCUACCCCAAUCAAGGAGCGUAUCAAGGAGGCCAAUACCAAUCCAAGCCACAACAAGUCUAUCCAAGAGGGAUGUACCAAGUGAAGCAACCAUUCACUUUUUCUCAAGAAACAAAUCCAACCCAAACCGGAGAGAAGGUUGACGUGGCGUUGAAGAAAUACAUGGAGGAGCAGAGAUUGAUCACCAAGAACCUAUAUGAGAAGCUUGAUCACAUGUUUGGUGAUCUAAGCAGCAAGUUUGGGUCUCUCUCUACUCACGUUCAAAAGCUUGAGGUGCAAAUCGCUCAAACAGCCGAGGCGGCCAAGAAACAAAAUGAGGUAAACACUCAAAAAUUUUGUAGUGUUGUCUCAUCUAUAGAUGGCACAAUUGUUCCUACACUAUCUCAAGGGGAAGAAGAAGAAAAUGAGCCUAAGGAGAGGCACAAACCGGAGAGAUACAGUUGGGAAUCAAGAAGAGCUUACAAGAGAAGACUUGAAGGCAAGCCACUACAAAAACAAGAAGAUCCGGGGAAGUUUGUGAUAACUUCAAGUAUCAAUGGCAUUCAACUCCACGAUUGCCUAUGUGAUACUGGUGCUAAUGUUAAUCUAAUGUCUCUUGCACUUGCAAAAGAUUUGGGAUUCAAGGAAUUCAAGAGCCCCAAGAUAAGAGUCGAGUUCGCGGAUCUAUCGUGCAUGGAACCUUAUGGAAUGCUUGAAGAUGUCAUGAUGGAAAUAGGGGGUCGAUCGGUCCCAACUGACUUUCAAGUCAUGAUUUGGGAAGGCUCAAAGAGGAAUCAACUGAUUCUUGGAACCCCAUUCCUUGCUACAGCUGGAGCGGUCCUAAACUACUUUGGGAAUCAUCUAUCUUUUGGCCACAUCCGGCAAGAUAUCUUUUUCCCAAGUGUAAAUUUCAGGUCAGUGCCAAGUGCGACCAAGCUACCACCAGAAGAAGCCACUCUCAUUACCAAGAAAGAAGCUAUGCUGCAUGGAGAAAGAAGAGAGAGUGAGCGCUACCCAAAACCAAAGGAGAAGAAGAAAACAUUGGAGCCGAGGCAUGAAAAUGUCUUCAAAGAUAUCAACUCCAUCUUACUUCCAACCUUUGAUGAAUAUGGAGCUGAAGAGGAGACUAAUGGUGCACCUAAUUGUUGGAAUUCAUGCAGCAGCGGAAGGGUGAUUGGAAACAAAUCAAAGUUGUACAAGCACUCCAAGUGUAGUGCCUCCACCGGUAUCCACACACACACAAACUGGAUCAAGGCGGGAUGCUAG
Molecule: messenger RNA, 2385 nt
Organism: Microthlaspi erraticum
Lineage: Eukaryota; Viridiplantae; Streptophyta; Magnoliopsida; Brassicales; Brassicaceae
Source: the annotation of a GenBank genome assembly